This is a messenger RNA of Anopheles arabiensis, 7473 nucleotides long. It is a transcript of the gene Cbl, whose product is annotated as E3 ubiquitin-protein ligase CBL-B. NCBI's taxonomy places the organism in Eukaryota, Metazoa, Arthropoda, Insecta, Diptera, Culicidae. Gene Ontology annotation, cellular component: plasma membrane; membrane raft. The record is from RefSeq and is a predicted model, not a curated record. Gene Ontology annotation, biological process: cell surface receptor signaling pathway; negative regulation of epidermal growth factor-activated receptor activity. Gene Ontology annotation, molecular function: SH3 domain binding; calcium ion binding; receptor tyrosine kinase binding.
GGAACCAUCGUCGCGUACGGCCGUGCGUGUCACAUCGUCGCGUUUUCCGAGUGCGAUUGUUGAUGGUGAAAUUGGUUUCCGACCAAACCCCAGUAUGUAACCUGCUGCUUAAACGAACCGGGAAAGGCAUUACCAAGGAUACCAGUUUGGAAGCCAGGUUUCCAUCGCAGGUGUGUAAAACAGAGUAAAAAGUGACGUGUGAAAAUCGUGUGCUUCUUCUUCUGCUGUGCCAGCGACAACACAAAAACGCUACAGAGAGCAGCAACCGCGCGCCUGUAUGAGUGUGCUUCUGUCUACCAAAGUUUAAAAACGCCCGUUGCCUGGCAACCACACACAAAAAGUGCAGUGGCAAGAUGCAGCCCUCCUACCGUUCGCAAAUCGCAGUGCAACUUCAUCCCGUGCCGUGGUGAGGCCAUCUUUCCCACAGCCUGCGAAAACGAUUGAUUUUCUAGCCCUGUCAGAGGAGGAGAAGGAAAGAAAAAGAAUCGAACGCGAGCGCACAGCGCAAAACCGCGGCCAUUCGUCGCCACGGCAAAAGAAAGCAAAGCUUUUCCCCCGCUAGGGUCGGGUCGGGUUGGCAGGUCGCGCGUCGCGCUUUGCGAACCCACCCAGACACCCGCUCCACGCAAGGAGUGGUCCCUCCCUGAAGAGAAGGUGAAUCCGAGGGCCUAAAAGGGCCACAGUGCCUCUCUCCUGUCUGUGUGUGUGUGAGCACACGCAGGGAAAGAAGCGAAAGGAAACAACAGCAAAAACAGCAACAACAAACCCCGAAAGAAAGCCACCAGACACGCCAACAGCCAGCAGUCCCAACGAAACGUCGAGGCUCGACCCCGUCCGAACCCGUCGUCGUCGAGAUCAAAGAAAGCCAUCUCUCUUCUAGCCUGUGUGUGUGUGUUUGUUUACGUGCGUGUAAAUCUGUGUACCUCUGUGUGUGUGUAUGUGUGUGGCUGCUGUUGCUGCAAAGCCUUUGCCACGUUUUUUUUUUUUUUUUUGGUUUGUUCCUCCGAUCCAUCUUUCUCUUCUCCAUCUUCAAAAACCGGUGUGGUGUGCUCUCUCUCGCGUGGCGAAAAGGGCACACUGGAAGCGAAAGCCAGCCAGCCUCACAAGCACUGGCAGGGCCGUAAGAAAAGUGGUUAAAGAGGCCGAUUGAAGCCGAUUCCGAGAAAAGUGUCGACUGGUGGAGGUUUGCAUCGUGCGUUUUUGUGUGUGGUAGUGAGGCUUUGUCCUGAAAUUGUCGUCAAGUGUAUUUGCGGAAAGCCAAAAGGCAUGUAAAAGCCAAAAGCAGAAAGAGCCACCCCACCAAAAAGUCACAGUUUAAUGUGCGAAAAUUGCUUCCCACAACCCCAGCAGGCGGCGCCUGGAAAAGUAAAGCGGCCCAGUGAAUGUGUGUUGGUCUGUGGGUUGUGUGUGCGUGUGUGUACGUGAGAGUGUGUUUGCCAAAUUUUGCAUUUCCGUGCCCGCAACUAGCCCGGCAGCCGGUAAAGAGGAAAAGCGAAAAUUAAGAGCAUACAGAAAUUUCGUUUGGUUGUUUUAGCCUACACUUGUGAGUUUGUUCGGUGUGUUUGUGUGAGUUGGCAACGUAAGUGCGCUUGUGUCAAGUGCUUGGUGGUGAGAAUUUUCCACAGCGAUGUGGCGAUCGUUUUAUUUUUAUUUUCCCGCCGCCCAAUCGUCGGCCGGCAAACGGCAAUCGGUUUGCGGUUUUUGAUUGCGGAAAGAAAACACGGAAAAAUAGCCGUUGUUAGAAGCCCAGUGAAAGGCAAUCGUGUGUUGUACUAGCCAGGCGCGCUAGAGCCGCCAACCUUUUAACCUGACCAGCUUUUCCGCAACGCGCGAAUCAAAUCGGGUCAAACGUGGAAACGAAACAGCAGGAGAAAGGACGCUCACGAUCAAGCGAACGCUCCCUCUCCCCAUUACCGAUCACAACGAGUGGAAGGGUAGUGGCCCAGUGAGUUUGUGGUACUCCCUGCAGUUGCAGCUUCCCCCCCUUUUUUUGUCACGCGGCAGUCGCGGUGGAUUGGUGGUGUUGCUGUUGCUGCGCAGCCAGCAAGAUGGCGGCCACGAACCGGGCGCGGCCCCAGCCCCGUGCCAACAUCUCCUUCUUCUCGAAGAUCCAGGGCAAGAUCAGCGAUGCCUGCGCGCAGCAGAAGUUUCUCACCGACAAGAAGACGCUCGAGAAGACGUGGAAGCUGAUGGACAAGGUGGUGAAGCUGUGCCAGCAGUCGAAGAUGAACCUGAAGAACAGCCCGCCGUUCAUACUGGACAUUCUGCCGGACACGUACCAGCGGUUGCACCUGAUCUACUCGAAGUACGAGGACCAGAUGCAUCUGCUGCACUCGAACGAGCACUACAACAUCUUCAUCAACAACCUGAUGCGCAAGUGCAAACAGGCGAUCAAGCUGUUCAAGGAGGGCAAGGAGAAGAUGUUCGAUGAAAAUUCGCACUAUCGGCGGAACCUCACCAAGCUGAGCCUGGUGUUCUCGCACAUGCUGUCCGAGCUGAAGGCGAUCUUUCCGAACGGGCUGUUUGCGGGCGACCAGUUCCGCAUCACCAAGGCGGACGCGGCCGAGUUUUGGAAGACGCGUUUUGGCAACAGCACACUCGUACCGUGGAAGUUGUUCCGGUUCGAGCUAUCCCUGGUGCAUCCGAUCUCCUCCGGGCUGGAAGCGAUGGCGCUUAAAACCACCAUAGACUUAACGUGCAAUGAUUAUAUAUCAAAUUUUGAAUUUGAUGUGUUUACAAGGCUGUUUCAACCGUGGAAUACGUUGCUAAGAAAUUGGCAAAUCCUUGCUGUGACCCAUCCGGGCUACGUAGCUUUCCUAACCUACGACGAAGUCAAAGCACGCUUACAAAAGUAUAUCACUAAGGCUGGUAGUUAUGUUUUCAGAUUAUCCUGCACCCGGUUAGGACAGUGGGCGAUAGGGUACGUGACGCAAGAGGGCGAAAUCCUGCAGACAAUCCCGCAGAACAAGUCAUUAUGUCAAGCUUUACUAGACGGUCAUAGGGAAGGGUUCUACCUCUACCCGGAUGGCAAACCCAACAAUCCGGACCUGUCGUUUGCCGUGCAGAGCCCGCUCGAGGAUCAUAUCACCGUGACGCAGGAACAGUAUGAGCUGUACUGCGAAAUGGGAAGCACCUUCCAGCUGUGCAAAAUCUGUGCCGAGAACGAUAAGGACAUACGCAUCGAACCGUGCGGGCAUCUGCUGUGCACACCCUGCCUAACGGCCUGGCAGGUGGACUCGGAGGGACAGGGUUGCCCAUUCUGUCGGGCGGAAAUCAAGGGCACGGAGCAGAUCGUGGUCGACGCGUUCGAUCCCAAGCGGCAGCACAAUCGCAACUCGGCGAACGGCCGCCAGCAGCUACAGAACGACGAUCACGAUGACGAUACGGAGGACGAUUUCAAUAUUGCCACCUCAUCACUGCACGCGCUGAGCAACAGCAUGACGCUGGCACGUAACAACAACGACAAGCAAAGCCCGCACUCAUCGCCCCGUCUGCCCCGGCGCCAGCAGCAGCACCAACAACAACAACAACAACAGCAGCCACCUUCGUCGUGUCCACCGACCUCGCAGGCUCCCUCGGCGCCGGUCCUGUCCGGCAGUGACAUAUACGCGGCGGGAGGCGUCGGCCCCUCCUCGAUGCUGCUCGUCGGAAUGUCGGUCCAGUCGCCGCUUCCACCCACCGGCACCACCACCACCAGCAACAGCAGCGGGAACUUGGUGGCAUCGGCACCGGUGGCGGCCUCCUGCAACGCCUGUCCCGGAUCACACCCACCCUCCUCAUCCUCCCCAUCAUCCACCACUACGUCCUCUUCCUCCUCCUCCUCCUCCUCCUCCUCGUCCUCCUCAACAUCUUCAUCCUCUUCCUCUACCUCUUCCACGUCCUCUUCCUCAUCCACCACCAGCUCCUCCUCGUGCGCGUCCGGUGCAGCGGCAUCGACGGUCGCUUCCCAUCCCGCGCUCAGCACCCCGGCGGCCAUCGCUGCGGCAGUGGCCGCCUCGGCACCGCCGCUUGCCGCCGCCACCGUCUCGCACACGGUCAAUGGGGCCCUGGCGACGCACACCAACAUCUCGCUCAGUAGCUGUGGCACGGGCAGCACCGCCAACCCUACCACCACCACCACCACCCCUACCGGUCAUCUGGUGAAGUGUAACAAAUCUUCCUCCUCUUCCCUUCUACCGCAGGGUGGCGGAAGUGCCGCCUGUACCGGUUCGUCGUCCUCCUCCCACCAGCAGCAGCAGCAUCAGCCACCAACCAACCGGUUGAGUGCGCCGGUGGGCGGUGCCGCCGUCUCCGGCAACUCCCCGAGCAGCUACCUGAUCCUGAAGGCGCUGAACAAGGCACUGUCGAGCGAGACGAGCUGCCAGGGCGGCUCGAUGGAGUCGAUCUACCAGCACGGCUACCGGCAGUGCACAACGACACCGCUCCCCGCUGCCGCCGCGCAAAUCGUCGCCCGGCAUUCUGGCGGCAUCGGCCGCAUCGGACCAGCGGCAGCAGAAGCUGGCCGGCUGCAGCAGCGGGAGCAAUCGUGUGAGUGGAGCACCGCCUUCGUCCGUCUGCAGCAUCUGCAACCGAGCGCGCCCCGAACGCCGGGCCAGAUCAAUGGGGCGUCCUCGAUGGGCAAUCUGGCCAACCAUACGGCCGGUGCGCUGCAUCUCAGCCGCAGCUCGGAGAAUCUGCCAUCGUUGGCCGCGUCGCCACAUCCACCAGCGCCACCGCCCGUUCCCAAGCACCAGAACAUCGCGGUAACAUCGCAGGAGCAUCACACGGCGACGUGUCCCUGUUCGAGCUCCCAGCAGCAGCAGCAGCACCAGCACCAGCAACAACCUUCAUCGGCGAGUGGCGACCCUUUCGCGGCGGGCGACACCGCCACAGACAAGGUGAUCGUCGGGCCGGCGGAAACGAUCGUCGGCAUUAUCGAUACGCGGCCACCGGAGGCGCGCCACCCGAUCAUACUGAAGGUGGACGAAAAGGCGGACCAAAGCUUGAUACUGACCGCCGCCCUGACGCCCAACAACGUGUACCAGUUCAAGCCGACGAGCGCCUCGGUCAGCACCACCAGCCUGAACGGGUUCGUCACGGUGCAGACGACGAUCAGCGGCGAGCAGACGACCGGUGGCAGCCUGGAGUCAGCCACCGGCAGCACAACAACACCCUCGCUCCAGUACAAACCGGCCCCGGCACAACCGCAGCCAACGCCGCAGCGGCAACCGCAGCCCCAGCCGCGCACCCAGUUCACCCAGCCUGCUGCCGCACCGGCCGCACCGGGUUCGUCGUCUGCGGCCGGCGCCUCGAACAAUCACCAGCGGCACCAGUCGCUACCGGCCAACAGUGCAGCGGUCGGGGCGAAGAUCCUGCCGCAUCCGCCGUCGAAAUCGAUCACCUCGUCGCAGCUGGCCGCAUCCGCUGCCGGUGGAGGAGGACGAUCCGGUACGCCCUCCGCUGGGCAUCCGCUGCUGUACGAGAACGUUAAUCUCGCCUCCAGCGGGCCGGUAAAGGACUGCCCGAGUCAGCGGCAUGCCGGCGGCGGUGGUGGUAACAACAGUAGUAGUAGCAGCAGCAGCAGCAACAAUAACCAUUUGGCAAGUUUUAGUGCAGCGGGCGGUGGACCCCCAUCCCUCAGCUCGGCCCUCAACAACAACAACAACCCGAACGUGCCGUACGAGAACAUCAACCUCGAGUACAUCGCGCGGCUCAUGCAGGAGGGCUACUCGAAGGAGAACGUCAUCACGGCGCUCGGCAUCUCGCGCAACAACAUCGAGAUGGCGUGCGACAUACUGCACGAGUUUGUCAGCAAGAGCGGUGGCGGUUGAGCAGGGAAGAAGAAGGGCAGGUUAUAGCAGGCUCUCUAGCUAGGUGGAUUAGGAUUUUGUGAAAGGGAAGACAGUGUCAUACAUGUAACAGGUAGGUUCAAAGACACGAUUCGUGUGUGUACAUAGCUAGCGUGUAUCGUAUUAAGAUUAAUGAUACAGCGUUUGAAGUCAUGUGUGAGCGUGGAGUGUGCUAGAAUUUUCAAUUUUCCGUUAAAAGGAGCGCUAUCAGAACGCUUCAGAACAAUUAUACGCGCGUGUGUGUGUGUGUGUUCGAGUGUGAGUUUAGCGUAAGGAGUGUAUUAUCCUUUCAUCAAAUGGAAGCUUUAUUUUAGUUCCUUAGCUCUCGAGCGAGCAGACGGACGGUUUAGUGUUUACGUUCUUACCUUUAGAUAGACACAUGAGACAGGUCGAGAGGGGAUUUCCCCCUUUGUACAUCGAUUGUAGAGCUCUCUGGUUUUUAGUUUUUAGCAGUAGUAGUUCUGGACUAUUUCUCUGUCCCUCUAUGUGUAGGUAGGGUGUGCGUGUGCGUGCGCAAACAUUCCGGCGGUGUCGUAGAUGCAAACUGAUGCGCACAAAACGAAGUAUGUAUGUCGAUGAGAAAAGGAUAUCGGGGAACGUAUUAGCAACGGUACUGUAGACGGAAGACGGCGGUGCCAAAAGUAGCAAAAACGCGAGGCGCAGGUUUUCGUUUGAUUUAGAAGCAUGCAUCCAUAGUCGAUAUGGAUGGGUACAUAGUAAUCUCCACUAGUCAUCUGUUUACUGUCACCUUUCGCACGUGACGAAUUGUGAAGCGGAAGGAAUCCCAAAGCGAAUCUGAAUGGCGUACAGGAAGAGAGGGAGCACAUUUCUCAACCCGAUCAUAAUGUACAAGCUUUCGUACGUUGCUAUGAUAUUAGAAAACAUUUUAAUUUAUCUUUACACUCAAAAACAAGCGAGUUAGUAGACAACAGUUCUAAUGUAAUGUAUAUUUAAACAAAAAUAACAUUAAGACACAAAUGCUACAAAACAAGCACACGAACGAAAGAGAUUUGAAACAACACGAUCGCGGAGGGAGAGGCUUUUUCUGAUGCUGUGAGUUGAAUUAAAUGCAACUGCAUACGUUUGGCCGCAUACUGUACAGUACUGGACGCAUAUAAAACGCGAUUACUAAUUGAAUUGAACAAUUGUAAAGCAGUUUUAGAAGAAAAAAGUGUGUGUAUGUGUGUGUGUAUUAAUCCCGUUACCGCAGCGGCACACACUAUUUCGCACACAAUCGAAACGAAACCAAUCUUUCACCCCUGCGCUCCCUCCCCGACAACUUUUUGACUGAUUGGGAAGCUUUAAGCAAUAGCAAUUCAAAUUAAACGUUCGCUUGCCAUGUAAAAGUUUUCGAUAAGUAUAGUUCUUCUCCCCUUUUCUUCUCCAAGAACCCCCUCCCCCCCCCCCCCCUUCUUUUUUCGGCGUUAAAUUUAAGCAGGCGCAUCGCAAUCACACUUAUCACGAAUCACGCUAACGUUAAUAAUACUCAUCCCAAUGGAAUGGCACAGCCUAUUCCAGUUAGGAAAUAUAUAUGGGGAGGAGGGGAGGGGGGGGGCGGAGUUCAUUAUAAAAUUAUCCCACAUCCAGACAUUGUUCCCACUAAACAAAAAAAACAUUAUAUAGCACAAUGAGCACAUGUAUAACA